CGGAUUUGGAGCGCGCGGCGCCGGUAGGGCCCGGAGGGGGCGGCGCGGCGGAGCCUGCCGUGGCCUCAGACGCUCCUCCUCGCUAGCGGCCGCCGCCCGCCGCCUCCUGCACCCCGAGCUCCGUCGCCCCUGCCGGGCCCGGCCGCCCCUUCCGGCCGCUCACCUGGGACGCGCUACCUGCCUCCGGGCGCCUGGGCACCAGGAUGAAGGACCGGCUGGAGCAGCUGAAGGCCAAGCAGCUGACACAGGAUGAUGACACUGAUGAGGUGGAGAUUGCUAUUGACAACACAGCUUUCAUGGAUGAGUUCUUUUCUGAGAUUGAGGAAACUCGGCUGAACAUUGACAAGAUCUCAGAGCAUGUGGAGGAGGCUAAGAAACUCUACAGUAUUAUUCUCUCUGCACCAAUUCCAGAUCCAAAAACCAAGGAAGACCUAGAGCAGCUCACGACUGAGAUCAAGAAAAGGGCCAACAAUGUCCGGAACAAACUGAAGAGCAUGGAGAGGCAUAUUGAAGAAGAUGACGUCCGGUCUUCCGCAGACCUUCGGAUUCGAAAAUCCCAGCAUUCUGUCCUCUCCCGGAAAUUUGUGGAGGUGAUGACCAAAUACAACGAGGCUCAGGUGGAUUUCCGUGAACGCAGCAAAGGGCGAAUCCAGCGGCAGCUGGAAAUCACUGGCAAAAAGACAACGGACGAGGAACUGGAGGAGAUGUUAGAGAGUGGCAACCCUGCCAUCUUUACUUCUGGGAUCAUUGACUCCCAGAUUUCCAAGCAAGCCCUCAGUGAGAUUGAGGGACGGCAUAAGGACAUUGUGAGGCUGGAGAGCAGCAUCAAGGAGCUUCACGACAUGUUUAUGGACAUUGCCAUGCUGGUGGAGAAUCAGAAGAAGAUCAUGAUCAUGAUCUGCUGUGUUAUCCUUGUGGUCAUCUUAGCUUCUACCAUUGGGGGCAUAUUUGCCUGAGCAAGCCCUCACGGAUGGAUCCUUGACUGGCAUUUCUACUCCUCCUUCCACCUCUGUGGUGGCAUCACUUCUCCACUGCAGACUUCUCAACUACUCUUUCCAUUAUGAAACUUCUUAUGACAAAGGGCGUCAAUCAACCACUUGUACAAGUUACGCAAAGGGAGAACAAGCUUAUGAAAAUUCAUAUGAAAAUAUGGCUUUGGGUAGGGAGCAGGGGUGAAGGAACAGGGAGUACAGUAACGUAUAGCUAGUUAGGCAGAUGGUUUAAAGGAAGGUACUGCAGGGUAGAGAAAAAAGCAUAACGGGGACCUGUUUAGGAAUUAAAACUUAGAGCCUGCACCGUCGGUAUGGCUGUGAAGAGGCAGAUAUCGUAGCACACCCAAUUCAACAGGAUCUCGUUUUAAGUGCUGUGAGUUGAUCAGGAUCAGGGCACUGUUACUUCUGCCCCUCAGGUUCUUCUAGGUCUCACCUUCGACCACCCCUACGUCUGCUUCCUUCUUAGGGUCCAAUAGUGGUCUUAAAAGUGAAGAGUAUCUAAAGAUAGACACCAAGCCUGCUUUGCUCACUGCUGUGCCCCUACUGCUUAGCACAGUGCCUGCCACUUACAGGUGCUCAAAUAUCUGUUGACUUAAUUACCUAUAAUUAAACUCUGAUUUCACUCAUGCACAGGUCCUUGGAUUUGACUCAAACUCUUUAAGGCAUCAGUGGGAACAUGGUUUGUUCCUAUCAGAGGCUGUGUAAAGCCGCCUGGGAAUGGGCUAAUCUCCUUACACAAAAACACUACAACAGGCUCCCUCCUUACCACAACAUAUACUUUAAAGUGUUUUUCCAUGUGCUUUUUCUCUGAUAGCGGAGGUCUUUCUGUCAAUAGACUCUCACUCUGUGGAGUGGACAGCUGGCCCCAGGAUUGUGGUUCAGUGACUAAAUACAGACCCAAAACAAAAGAAACGGGUUUACGUUAUGACUGAACUCCCAACCAGCAGCCACUCAGUACCACACUCAAUGAACCAUAACAAAGAACAGAUGAAGUUGUUAGGUGACAAAGGUGAAAGAGGUUAUCACUGACUUCACUUCUUCCUGACUUGUGCUGCCAGCUGAAACUGCUGGCCAGCAAUGUACAUAUAAGAAACUGUUCCAAAUACUGUCCCCAAUUCAAGGUUCAGUUGUGUUCGGCUUUAAAACUGCUAUGUAAUAUGAGUUCUAAUACAAAUUAUUUAUGUAGUAAUUAAUUUCAAAAGGUUCACUAAAACACUGAAAAUCACAGUACCCAACAUUUGAAGACAACAGAACUGUUUAGGUAAGCUUGUACUUUUGAAAAUAUAUUCUUAUUUUCU
Cynocephalus volans (Philippine flying lemur) is the source of this 2290-nucleotide messenger RNA. RefSeq names its product syntaxin 3 (gene STX3). The record is from RefSeq and is a predicted model, not a curated record. NCBI's taxonomy places the organism in Eukaryota, Metazoa, Chordata, Mammalia, Dermoptera, Cynocephalidae. Gene Ontology annotation, cellular component: postsynapse; endomembrane system; plasma membrane. Gene Ontology annotation, biological process: intracellular protein transport; exocytic insertion of neurotransmitter receptor to postsynaptic membrane; synaptic vesicle fusion to presynaptic active zone membrane. The transcript is spliced from 10 exons. Gene Ontology annotation, molecular function: SNAP receptor activity; SNARE binding. The coding region runs from base 204 to 956 and encodes 250 amino acids.